Molecule: messenger RNA, 2919 nt
Organism: Dictyostelium discoideum AX4
Lineage: Eukaryota; Evosea; Eumycetozoa; Dictyosteliales; Dictyosteliaceae
Product: SAP DNA-binding domain-containing protein
Exons: 1
Coding region: 1-2919 (972 amino acids)
Source: RefSeq, a predicted model, not a curated record
AUGAUAAGUAAUAAAAGAAAAGAAAUCGAAAAUAUUAAUCGACAUCAUGAAAAAGAUAAUGAUGAUGAUGAUAGUGAUGGCAUUGAUAAUGGUUUAUUAACUUAUAAAAAGUUUAAAAAAGAUUUUGACAGUGGUUCAACAAAUUACAGAGAAUUACAAAUAAUUGCAAAAUCAUUAGGUUUAGCAAGUAAUGGUAAAAAACAAUUAGUCUAUAAUAGAAUUGAAGGUUAUUUUUUAUCAAAAAAAGUAAAAAACAAUCUUACAAAUAAUGAAACCAAUCAACAAGAAGAAAAAAAAGAAGAGGAACAACAACAACCACAACCACAAGAAAAACAAUAUAUAUUAACAUUUAAAGAUGUUGAACCAGUUGAAAUUUAUUUUUGGAAAGUUUUUAGAAAUAUAGUAAUAUUUAAACACAUAUUUUCAAAUUUUAAAAAUAAACAAUAUGGUUAUUAUGAUUUAAUUGGUUGUAAUGGAGUCUUUUUAAAUGGCAAAAGUAAUUCAAUGGAAAUAAUUAUAGAUAAUAUUAAAAGUAAUAAUAAUAAUCAAAUAAUAAGAAAUAAAUACAAUAUUACCAAUAUUAUUAAUAAAUUUAAAAAAAAUGAUGAGAAAACAAGAUCAUUUUAUAAUUUAUUAUUUUCAAGAUAUUCAUCAACCUCAACUUCACUACCAAUACAACUAUCUUCAACUAUUCAAUUCGAUGAAGAUAUUGAUAAAUGGAUUCAAAGAAUGAUUGAAAAUGUAAAUUUUACAGCACUAGAUCAAUUUAUCAAAUUUUUUAAAAUCGAUUCAGAAGUUAUUAAAAAAGCUAUAAAAAUUCAUGUUAAACCAUCGGUCUUUGGUAAUACUACAUAUGAUAAAUUAAAAAUUUACAAUUACUUAAAAUCAAUUAAUAGUAUUCCAACAUCACAUAAAUUAUUGCCAUUCAUUAGCACCGAUUUAUCAGCAUUUCUUUCAUUCGAUAAUAAAUUUAAAAAACUAAUAAAAUCAUAUAAAAGAUUAAUAGAAUCAACAAACUUACAAGAACGAAUGGAACAACAAGAACAAAAAGAAAAAAUCAAAAUACACCCUAAUAAUAAAAAGUAUUAUGAAAAAUUAAAUCAAAAAAUAUUAGAAUUAAAUGAAAUACAAACAUCACAAUUUACAAAUGAUCAAUUAAAUUCAACAAUUAAAAAUUUAUUAAAUCAUACCACUCCAACCUCAACCUCAACCUCAACCUCAACCUCAACCUCAACCUUAACCUUAACCUUAACCCCAACAACCAAUUUAACAAUAACAACAUCUACAGCAAGUAAUAAUAUUAAUUUAAAAGAUAUUAUUAAAAAAUUUUAUAAAUCAAUUUGUUUAUUUUUCUAUUGCUCAGUAUAUUCAGCAAAUGAAAGGCUUUUUAGAAAACCAUUACUCUAUUAUUUAAAUUUUAAAAAAGAAAGUGUAGAUAAAAUGUAUGAGCGUGUUGUCAAUAAAUGGAAUGGUAGAAGUUUUGAUCAUCAAUUAUUUUUUCAAAGCAUAUUAAAAGAUAUAAACAUUGAAAAAAAUGAAAAAUUCGAAUUAAUAUUAAAUGUUUUAGAUAAUAAAUAUGUGAAAACUUUUGAAGAAUAUGAUCAUUAUAUAUUUUUUAAAGCAGUAUUUUCAAGUAAUGAUAUAGAGUUAAUAGAUUAUUUUUUAAAAAAAAUAAAGCAAUUACAACUUAAUCAAACACAAAAAAUAACUAAAUAUCCAAGCAUUGGUAAAUUAAUAGGCGAUUAUUGUCAUCUUAUCGAUAAAAAAGAAAUAUUAGACUUUUAUUUUCAAAAUUACAGGGAUGAAUGUUUAUUUUUUAAAGAUCAAAAUGAAAUUUGGAAACAAAUUCAAUUAGAACUUAUUGAACAUUAUGAAUAUUUAAUGGAUAGUAUUGGGAAAAGAUGCAAAUUAGAUUUUUAUCGUUGGUUUGAUCAAAAUUUUUUAGAUCGAUUAAAUAUAGCAAUUUUAAAACCAUCAGUAUAUUCAAUUGGUUUUGAUGGUUAUUUUGAUAUUGUUUCUGAAGGGCUAGUUGAUUCGAAUAUAAAAGACAACAAAGAAAAUUCAAUUAUUAACUUUUUAUCAAAUGCACAAUUAAAACAUCCAUUGAGUUUGGAAAUUUUUGAAUCUAGUUUUAAUCCAUAUACAAGUAAAAUGUUAACUUUUAUCAAGUUUUUAUUUAAUAAUAUUUCAAAAGAAUCAAUUGAAACAAAGUUAAAAGUAAUUAAUUUAAAAACUGAUAAUAAAAGCUUUGAAGAAAUUAAUAGUAAAAUUGAACUCACAACCACAUUGACAGCCACAACAACAACAACAACAACAACAACAACAACAAAAACAACAACAACAACAACAACCACAGCAAAUCUUUUAUCACCUAAAAAGAGUAAAGAUGUUGGAUGUUUAACUAUUGGUAAAACAGAAUCAUUCAAUUUUACAAUUUCAAUCAGAAUGUUAUUAGUUUGUCUUUACAAUUUAGAUAGAGUUGAUGAUAUUAUUUAUCUUUUUGAUAAAUUACCAGAGGUUUUAUUUAAUCCUGAUUAUUUUUCAAUUUUUACAAAUGAAUAUUGUAUAUAUGGUAUAUCAUCAAGUUAUUACCUUGAAUUAUUUAUCAAUUAUUUUAUUGCAAAUAUAAAUGAUAAUACAAUCAAUUAUCUUUAUAAUUGUCUCUGUAUUGCAUCUAAAAAAGGCUACACUCAAAUAUUUAAAAACAUAAUAUCAUCCGAUCAAAACAGUAAAUAUUUAUUAAAAAUUCAAACUAAAUCAAAUCAAUCGUCAUUAUUUAAUUCAAAAUUAUUAAAUGAUAUAGUUGUCAAAUCAAUAAAUUCAUUAAAUUUUGAACUAUCAAAUCUAUUAAUAGAUUUUAUUGAUUUCUCUGCAAAAGAUAAAAAUUCUUUAAAAAUGAAAAUAUUAAAAUUAAAAUAA